CUGCCGCCCACCUCAUGGAUGACGAGCCAGACACUAUGUAUAUACAACGCGCUCUUCUUCACAAUGGCAACGGCCCUCUCUCGGUCAUCGCUUAUCCCUCUAAGCCUGGGUACUUACGACGCGAUGGCGAUCCAACAGCACCGCUCUAAACCCAGCAUCCUCUUGGCCCUCAAGGUUCUCCAAUUUGUCCAUCAGCUUCGUCGUCGCCUCAAGCCUCGCGCUUCUAUUUUUGGCAGAAAUGUUUGCCUCGGUCUCGAGUCCAAGGGUCUCUGCAAGCUCGCAAAGGGUCUGCCACACACUGGGCUUCAGAAACAGAGGCACUCAAAUCAUGCCCCGGACCGCGUCUGCAAGAAUUGGAACAACGGCCGCACUAGAACCCGCCCGCGUUUGAAACUGCAAACUGCAGAAAAGGGUAACGGUCUGGCGAUUCAAAACCAUCUUGGCAAAGAAAUGCAACAUAUGCUACAUUCGGCCGACCAAAACUUUGCCCAGACAGGUCGACCCCUGUCGGCCAUUGCUGCCAACAAUGGCCUUUUCGUCCAGCAGAGAAACCUGGAUUUGCGCCAGUGGUCUCUGAAUGACAUUACGCAGGCGCUGGUCCAGGUGCACGAUGCUAUCAACGUGAUAUGUGCCUGUCGAUCGCAGUUCGACGAUGAAUGGCUCAUUGCCCAAGGCCAGAAAAUGGGUCUGAACUUUGAUGAGAUAUUCAUCGCCAACUAUGAGCAUUUGCUUUUUCAACUGCAAGGGCAAUUGAUUGAUGCAUUGGGACGUAAGGUCCUUGAAGCGCUGCUGCUUGGCGACCACGACAAGAAACAGCAUAGGCUGUUGGUUUGGUUCACCGAAUUUUCUGACAAACCGCGUCCACUUUCAACGUUUCCUUGGACCAUUAAGCCUUCAUUAGCAGUGCUAUGGGGGGUGUGUUGGAUGUUUUACAACCCUCCAAACAGCCGCCAGAGUGCUCAAAGAAGGGACUUUUGCGUCUCGCGGGAUGCGGUUCUGAGCAAUGUACAAUUGAAAAACUGGGACAGAUCUGAUGCGGAUACGUAUGUCAACUUCGGGAUGGGGCUAGUCGGCACAGCGCCGCUACCUGAAGCGCAACAGCAGGCCCGGGGAGUCGAAAACAUUGAUCUGGCAGGAGGAGACAAUGGAGACUACCUGAGGUUACGAAACGCGGAUGUGUGCGAUCCGGCCAAUUUGGAAUUCGCGCCACAAGCAUCACGUGCAUUCGCGCGACAGGGAUUUAGCGGCCUGAGUACUUAUUGCUCGCCUUUCCCAGCAGGCUCGAAUAUCGAUCAUUUCAGUCUUAAUAAUAACUUGCUUUCCGACCUUCAAGGCAACACCGCCACUUCUCUUGCAGUCUAUCCUCAACAGCUUGACGACAAUAUUUUAAACCAAGAUUGGCUGAGCCUUCCACCCGAUUCUUUGCCACAAAGACCUACGAAUCAUCUGACGAGUGCUGCAUUUUCACCACCAAGCAUUCGAGUCACCGGGAGCGCGGAUAGCUUUGCUGCGCCACAACCAGAUUUCGCGGCCUUUAGCAACGCCAGUUUAUAUUCUCCAACAUCCCAAGAGCCUCAGGCCCUAUCACCCCUCAAUACAUCAUUCAACCCUUUUCUCAAUUCCAACAUGGGUAACUGCCAACCACUGGAACCUGUGUCCCCUCACAACAUCAAGGCUGGACGUCAUGAACGCAACUCUUCUAUAAAUUCAGUCAACUCAAACUUCCCUACUCCCACCAGUAUGGCGGGCUGCCACUCACCACUCCUCUCUCCCGCUGAUGACCGAAGGCCUUCCAUGCCACGCUCUGUGGGGCACUCGCGACAGCCUUCUGAAGAUCGUUCUUCUGUUUCACAGUUUGGCGAUGACAUUGGCUCCCCUGGGAGGAAGAACCAUUCCUACAAGCGCGCCGAGGAACCCCCUAAGAAUGCCGAAGGCAAGAUGGUAUGCAAACACGACGAAUGCAUCGGCCAGACCUUUGACCGGAAGUGCGAGUGGAGCAAACACAUGGACAAACAUGAUCGUCCCUACAAGUGCAACGUCGCAGGCUGCGAGAAACUACAAGGCUUCACCUACAGCGGCGGAUUGUUGCGACACGAACGCGAAGUGCACAAAAUGCACGGCGGAACCAAGAAAUCCCUCUUCUGCCCUUUCACCGAUUGCAAACGCAGCUCCGGCUCCGGCUUCACGCGCAAGGAGAACCUCGCAGAGCACAUUCGUCGCGUUCACCGGAGGACAAGCAUGUCGGCGGAUCUUGGCCAUCUCAUCAUCUCACGGGCCGAAAGCCUCUACUCGAGUCCCAUCACUGAGUCACGUAUGCCCUCUGAGUCACCUUUUCAGCGCAUACUCGAGGUGCCUGGAGAAGAGAGUGGGCAGAAUCUGUUGAAGCGGAAACGCAACUCAGAGUCCGCAAUCCCGGAGCUUGGUGAGGAGUCUGACCUCCGCGCCGAGAUCAAACGCUUGCGAAAAGACAACGAGGAGAAAGACAGCCGCUUGCAUCAGCUUGAAGCCGCGGUCAUGGCCCUCCAACAAGCACGACGAUAG
Periconia digitata is the source of this 2541-nucleotide messenger RNA. The record is from the annotation of a GenBank genome assembly. Lineage: Eukaryota; Fungi; Ascomycota; Dothideomycetes; Pleosporales; Periconiaceae.